Messenger RNA from Neurospora tetraspora, 390 nucleotides. RefSeq lists its product as uncharacterized. The coding region runs from base 1 to 390 and encodes 129 amino acids. NCBI's taxonomy places the organism in Eukaryota, Fungi, Ascomycota, Sordariomycetes, Sordariales, Sordariaceae. The record is from RefSeq and is a predicted model, not a curated record. The transcript is spliced from 2 exons.
AUGAGCUCCAACAACUCUGGUUCCAGCUCCGGCGGCUACAACCUCACAGGCAGCUGCAUCUCCACCACCCGCAACUCCGGCUCGGGCUCGGGCACCACCUCCGGCACCACCGGCGGUUCUUCUUCUUCCUCCUAUAACUCUUCUACCUCCCGCCACGACAGCGGCUACGCCACGGGCGGCGGUUCAGCUUCCAGCUCUGGCGGCAGUAGUGCUGGGGGGUCUAGUGGGCAUCAGGGUAGUGGGGGUAGUUUGGGGGGUGUUAGACAGUCGAAAUAUGUGGGUAUGGAAGCUGAAGUAGCGGGUCGUCUGCAUAAUACAUUUUCCCUUCCAGACAUCAAAUUCUGCUGUGGUAUGCGUGUUCCUACUGCAUCUGCAUUGAGAUCAGGCUGA